Physella acuta is the source of this 1825-nucleotide messenger RNA. Its product is annotated as arylsulfatase B. NCBI's taxonomy places the organism in Eukaryota, Metazoa, Mollusca, Gastropoda, Physidae. Gene Ontology annotation, molecular function: sulfuric ester hydrolase activity. The record is from RefSeq and is a predicted model, not a curated record.
AUGGUCAGCAAGAAGAUCCGUGGGGUAGCUGAAGUAGAGUUCAUCUGUUUCUCCCAGUCCGAGACAGAAGAAAAGAUGCAAGGGCCAGCACUAGGCCUAGUCUCAAGUGUUGCCGUGGUUCUGAGCACCAAGACAGCCCAGUUUAUUUUGCUGCUGUUUCUGGUGAUGACGUCAUGUCGUAUCACCGGCGGCACCCCACAAAACAUCGUAUUCAUCGUAGCAGACGACUUAGGUUGGAACGACAUCGGCUUCAACAACCCAAACAUCAUCAGCCCAAAUUUGGAUGCUCUAGCAAGGGAGGGAAUCAUAUUAAACCAGAGUUAUGUUCAGCCACUUUGUUCGCCGUCAAGGGCAGCUUUAAUGACUGGAUAUUAUCCAUUUCGUCUUGGGCUUCAGCACUUUGUGAUAGGCCAAGAUCAGGCCGUCUGUGUUCCCGCCAACAAGACAUUUCUACCCCAGGUCCUGAAGAGCCAGGGAUACGCCACACAUAUGGUCGGCAAGUGGCACCUGGGCUUCUGCGACUGGGCUUGUACGCCCACAUAUAGGGGCUUCGAUUCCUUUUUUGGUUACUACGGCGCAGCAGAGGACCACUACACCAAAACGAUUGGCACAGGUUAUGAUUUCCGCGAAAACCUGAACAUUCUAGAAUCUGCAAGGGGCGUCUACUCUUCGUUCUUGUACGCAGACAGAAUCCAACAAAUUAUCAGCACUCAUAAGACAGAGGUACCGUUGUACUUGUACCUGGCGUUUCAACAGGUGCACGAACCCUUACAGGUGCCAGACGAUUACUACAAUCUUUACCCGAAUGUCACCGACGAAAAUAGGCGAAGGUUUGUAGGUAUGGUGACGGCGCUGGAUGACGCUGUAGGUCAAGUGGUCAAGGCCCUAAAGGACAGAGGCCUCUACAACAAAACGCUCAUCGUUUUUACCGCUGAUAACGGCGGGUGGGUGCCGUCAGGGGGCAACAACUUGCCCUUAAGGGGAGGGAAGAUGACGGUGUUUGAAGGCGGCACCAGGGCAGUGUCGUUUGUCCAUGGACCCAUGUUCUACAAGACUGGCAUACGAUACGACGGUUUAAUGCAUUUGGUCGACUGGCUCCCAACGUUAGCUGAAGCGUCUGGCUCUAAUUAUAAAGACCCUGAUGCCGACGGUGUCAGCCAGUGGAACUCCCUGCUGUCCCUCAGUCUACCUUCUGCUAGACAGGAAGUUGUCUACAACUUAGACUUCAGCCUUGACCCACUCCAGGGUAGGGCCGCUAUACGAGUCGGGGACUAUAAACUUGUCGCUGGAUUCCCUGGGUUGUAUGACGACUGGUACACCCCCGGGGAAGUAGCCACGCCCAGUUUACAGAACUGGGGUGCCGUGGGGCACAACGACACCACCAACUGGCACCUGAUCAGUCAGCUGCUCAUCAAGGAAACUUCUGGAACCAGGUGUACACCCUACUAUCUUUUCAACCUAAAAGAUGACCCAGCCGAGCGCACCAAUAUUUACGAUGACCACCCAGACAUUGUCCUGCAACUAGAGGACAGACUCAGCUACCACAAACAACAUUACAUCCCACCCAACUUCCCCCCUGGUUCACCUGCAGCUAAUCCAGCUCAUUACGGAGGGGCCUGGACACCUGGAUGGUGUUAGGACACCUGGAUGGUGUUAGGACACCUGGAUGGUGUUAGGGAACACCUGGAUGGUGUUAGGACACCUGGGUGGUGUCAGGACACCUGGAUGGUGUUAGGACACCUGGAUGGUGUUAGGACACCUGGAUGGUGUUAGGACACCUGGGUGGUGUCAGGACACCUGGAUGGUGUUAGGACACCUGGAUGGC